AUGGCUGUUCUUGUUUGCACUUGUUGCCAAGGCAAUACAGGGAAGAUCUGCAAACAUAUAGACUGGGGAACUACAGGGAGGUGACGGAUAGUGACACUGUACGUAGACUGUAUUAUUUUAUUGCUACAGAUGAGGAGCCUCCUCAAGGGUGGCUAGAGCCUCUGUAUUGCACUCAGAAUGCAGGGGCUUCAAGUUCUUCGGAACGUUUGGAGCAAAUGGACACAGGUUUGCUCUGUGAAAGCCAAGCAGAGAUGCCAGAGACACUUCACCCGGAGACAGUUCCAGACAAUACAAAUAAUGAUUUAAUCGACGAGAUAAAAGCUCGUCUCAUAGAUUUUUCAAAUAAAUCCCCUGAGGAAAUGAGGAAAGGCCUUGAAGUCAUGUGCGAAAAAUUGAGAAAGCUUGCAUCUUAUUUGGCAAAUUUUGGUGAAGGAAAAUCUAGAAAAAAUCGCGGUAACUAUAUUCCCGUUCAGUCCACUACAAUAAGCAGAAGAAAAAACAAGUUGGCAGGUCGCAGAUGUCAUCCGGGGGGAAGACAAAGACCACACUCUAAGCAAAGCGAGGAAUUUGUAAAGACAGUAGAAAUUUCUGAAAUGGCUACCUUUCCAUCACCAGCUACGCAGUCAUCCCAGUCAGCUUCAGACUUUUGAAGGUGCGCGACUGUUUACUGCAGCAUAGUGUGUAGGAUUUUCUUAAUCUGAGAUCCAACGUAAUGGAACUAUUAAGGGAAUGAUUGUACUCAGACCAAACUUACUAUUGAAAUAUAGAAGUUCUUCUUUAAAUUGGGAUAUCCCAACAAUGUGGAUACUUAUUGUGUAUGUUGCACAAGUUUCUGGGAAAUGUGAAUUAUCUUUUCUUAAAAUGUAAACUAAUUUUAUAUUCUGCAUAUGACUUUUUUAUUUACAUCUGUUCCUUCAGGUUACAUGUAGCUUAUUUAAUUUGUCAUAUUAUGUCUGCUUUCUGAAGUAGUUCUG
This is a messenger RNA of Schistocerca nitens (vagrant locust), 974 nucleotides long. RefSeq lists its product as uncharacterized. The transcript is spliced from 4 exons. The coding region runs from base 216 to 650 and encodes 144 amino acids. The record is from RefSeq and is a predicted model, not a curated record. NCBI's taxonomy places the organism in Eukaryota, Metazoa, Arthropoda, Insecta, Orthoptera, Acrididae.